Messenger RNA from Emiliania huxleyi CCMP1516, 440 nucleotides. RefSeq lists its product as hypothetical. The record is from RefSeq and is a predicted model, not a curated record. The annotation marks the transcript as partial. Lineage: Eukaryota; Haptophyta; Isochrysidales; Noelaerhabdaceae. The transcript has a single exon.
AGCGCCAGUGCAUCUGGCUGCCCUACCCGCACCACAUCGACCCGUGGUGCGCCGGCAUCGACUACCUCAACGACAUCGACUACCGCGACCUCCUCGCGCGGCGGCUCGUCGUCGCGCCGACCGCCGGUGCAACGCUCUCGGCGGGCGACCUGAAGCUCGCGCGCAACGGCUCAGGGCCGGCGGUGAGGCUCGCGAGCGGCGCGCCACCGCCCGACGAGCCGCAGGUGCUGCUGAUGAGGGCGCCUGCAGGCGGCACGAGCGACCCCUUCGAAGCCUGGCUGCCCCUCGGAGGCUUCAAAGGCCGGAAGUGGCAGGCGCCGCUGCCGGUCCUCGUGAACGCAGCGCUACGCGCGCCGCCGCCGGCUGGGUUCGGUGCAAGCGACGCGCAGAUGAAGAUCGUGCAAGACUGCAUGCGUAGCCUCGCUACGAGCCGUGAGUGA